Molecule: messenger RNA, 1252 nt
Organism: Jaculus jaculus (lesser Egyptian jerboa)
Lineage: Eukaryota; Metazoa; Chordata; Mammalia; Rodentia; Dipodidae
Gene: Wbp1
Product: WW domain binding protein 1
Exons: 5
Coding region: 138-1049 (303 amino acids)
Molecular function (GO): WW domain binding
Source: RefSeq, a predicted model, not a curated record
GGCCGCAGACGCGGAGUGAUGGUGGCCGUAGCGAAGAUGGGCCGGGCAGGGACCGUGGCGGUGGCGGCAGAGGUGGCAGGGGCGGGGCAGCUGGCGGUAGAGGAGGCUGUGGUCUUCAUGGGGCUGUAGGUGGAGGCAUGGCUCGGGCCAGCAGCGGGAACGGCAGCGAGGAGGCCUGGGGGGCACAUCGGGCGCCGCAACAGCAGAGUCCGGCAGCGUCUUCUCUUGAGGGAGCAAUUUGGAGAAGAGCUGGAACCCAGACUCGCGCCUUGGAUACCAUCCUUUAUCAUCCGCAGCAGUCCCAUCUGCUUCGAGAACUGUGCCCAGGAGUGAACAACCAGCCCUACCUCUGUGAGAGUGGUCACUGCUGCGGGGAGACUGGCUGCUGCACUUACUACUAUGAGCUCUGGUGGUUCUGGCUGCUCUGGACUGUUCUUAUCCUCUUUAGCUGCUGUUGCGCCUUCCGCCACCGACGAGCUAAACUCCGGUUGCAACAGCAGCAGCGGCAGCGUGAAAUCAACUUGUUGGCCUACCAUGGGGCAUGCCACGGGACUGGCCCUGUUCCUUCAGGCUCACUGCUUGACCUUCGUCUCCUCAGCGCCUUCAAACCCCCAGCCUAUGAGGAUGUGGUUCAACGCCCAGGCACACCACCACCUCCUUACACCAUGGGCCUAGGCCGCCCCUCAAUGGCUUCCAGUGAAUGCACCUGCUGCUCCUCUGCAUCCAACUGCCCUACCCACUGCCAGGGGACGAAUGUGGAAGGUGUUUCCUCUCACCAGAGUGCCCCCCCUCAUCAGGAGAGUGAGCCCGAGGCAGGGUUGAGCCCAGCCCACACCCCCCCUUCCUGCCGCUAUCGUCGCCUAACUGGUGACUCAGGUAUUGAGCUCUGCCCUUGUCCUGACCCUAGUAACGGUGAUCUAGUCAAGGAGACGAGGGUUAGUGCCACCUUGCCAGAUCUGGAGGACCAUGCCCCCUGUAUACUGCCCCCAGAUCCCAUGUUCCAGGUUUCUCCCAUGGGACUGCCUUCCAGUGACCAGGACAUCCAAUAAGUAGUUUUGGCAGAAAGCUGGAUGUUACUUCUCUGCCAGGGACAGCCUGGUCCACACUUCAGUUCUCUGUCCUCUCUAGAGCCUGCCUUGGACGGCGGGAGCUCUGAAGAGAGGGGCAGUACGGGGGACUGUGCUAGCUUAGUCCCCCCUCCCCCGUGACAUACACAGGAGCCUUUGAUCUCAUUAAAGAGAUGUGAACCAAC